CACGGUGCCGCGUGCUCACGCCUACGUCACGACCACUCACGAACACCACGGGAUCUUGGAGGAGACGAAUCAAGCGAUCAAAAUCCCCAACACCUACGACGAAGCCAUGAGCUCUCCCCAGCGCGAAGAAUGGAAAGGAGCGUGCAGCAAGGAAAUGGACAAUCUGCGGAAACACAACGUCUACACUCUGGUGCCCCUCAGCAUCGUUCCCAAGAGAGAGAAGAUCCUCGGAACGAAAUUCGUCUUCAAGAAAAAGCUGGACGGACGCUUCAAAGCUCGCCUGGUAGUCGGAGGACAUCGUCAAGAGCCAGGACAGGACUACGGACGCAGCUACGCACCAGUAUGCCGUAUCGGGAGCAUUCGCAUGACGUGCGCCAUUGGCUGCCACAACAACUGGCCCAUCUACCAACUGGACGUUGUCGGUGCCUUCCUGAACGCCCGCUGUGACAGAGAUGUGUACGUCAGACCCGCCCCCGGUACAUCCGCCAAGAACUCCGCGACGGGAGAACCCAUGGUGUACAAACUAGAACGGAGCCUCUACGGCCUAUCGCAGUCGCCUGCGCUCUGGAAUGACACCCUGGACGAAUCCCACACGGUGUUCGGAUGGAAAAAGACUCAAUCCGACCCCUGCGUGUUCGUGUAUAUCAGCGGCAACAUCAUCGUGAUUCUCACGGAGCCCACUGAUCGAUUCGAGAUGACCGACAUGGGAGAGGUAAAGCGGAUCCUCGGGAUCGACGUGCAGCGAGACUACGAGCAAGGAACCCUGGCCAUUUCACAGGAGCACUACGUGAACACACUUCUGGAGCGGUUCGGAAUGCAAGAGGCCAACCCAGUGAGCACUCCUGGAUACGGAGCGGAAAUCUCCACGAAUCAACCUCAGGACCUAAUCCUAGGACCCACGGACAAGAAAAUCUACUAGUCGAUGACAGGAAGCACCCUCUACCUGGCCCAGUGCGCGCGAUUCGACCUCUCCUACGCUGCCCUACAACUUUCCAAGACCUGAGGCAACCCAGCGCAAGUGAACAUGACAGCAGCCAAGCACGUUCUGCGAUACAUUCGGGGUAAUCCCGUUCUUCCUAUCGUCUACAAGAGAGGAC
This is a messenger RNA of Ectocarpus sp. CCAP 1310/34, 1097 nucleotides long. The record is from the annotation of a GenBank genome assembly. Lineage: Eukaryota; Phaeophyceae; Ectocarpales; Ectocarpaceae.